AUGAGUGACUAUAUCAUAGCAAUAGACUUUGGCACUGCAUAUAGUGGAUAUGUCUUCAAUCUCACACCUAAAGAUGCUGAACUUGAUCCCUAUUUAAGGAGGUGGGGAAAGGAACUUGGACUGGAUACUGCAAAGACUCCAACCUGUGUUCUGUUCAGUGAAGACAAAGAAUUUCUGAAGUUUGGUUAUGAGGCCAGAAAAGCGUAUAUCAAGCUGCGAGGGGAAGAAGCAAAGAAACUCUACUUCUUUGAAAACUUCAAGAUGGCCCUUUAUGACAAUAAACUCAACAGAGAUGUAAUGAUUGAAGGUGCAAAUGGGAAAUCAAUGAGGGCUUUCGCUGUGUUCUCAGAAGCUCUGAGAUACCUGAAGGAAGACGCACUGAAAACUAUUGCAAAAAAGACAGAGGGGAGGAAGUUCAUAGCUUCUGAGUUUACCUGGGUACUGACUGUACCUGCCAUCUGGGAUUCUUCAGCAAAGCAGUUCAUGAGAGAAGCUGCGACUCAGGCAGGAAUUGUGAAGGAAGAAAAUGAAGAAAAGCUGAUCAUUGCACUGGAACCAGAGGCAGCCUCAGUCUGGUGUAUGAAGUUGCCAGCUGAUGGCUUCAUCACACGGAACCAUGAUGGCGGAUCACUGGAUCAGUCUCCAGGAACACAGUUCAUGGUGGUGGACUGUGGAGGUGGAACCAUCGACAUCACUGUUCAUGAAGUCCUGGAUGGAGGAGCCCUGAUGGAGCUGCACAAGGCCUCAGGAAAUGAUUUGGGAGGACAAACUGUGGACAGAAAAUUCAAAGAGUUCCUCAGAGAAAUCUUCAGUUGUGGUGUCUGGGAUGAAUAUGAAGCAAACUUUCCCAGUGAGGUUCAGAAAAUGAUGUAUGAAUUUGUUUAUUUCAAACAGGUAGAUGAUGAUAUUCAGAUGUCCUGUCCAUUUAACCUGGGAACACUGGCUCAGAGAAGGCAGGAAAUAGAAAAGUUCUUUGAAUCAGUGCAAGGUGCUUCCUGGGAUGAGGGAGCAAUCAGAAUCUCCAGAGAGAGACUGAGGUCUUUCUUUGCUGAGAGUCUUGAGGGGAUUAAGAACAGCCUAGGAGUAAUCCUGGAGAAACAUCUAAACAUUGAGUACAUUCUGUUAGUGGGGGGCUACGCUGAAAGUCAGAUUCUACAUCAACAUGUUAUUGAACAGUUUGGUGAUCAGUGUAAAGUUUUGUGUCCUUUUAGGUCCCAAGAAGCGAUCUUAAGGGGAGCUGUGAUGUUUGGAAAAUCCUUAGGGCUAGUGGCAUCUCGAAAAAGUCCAUUUACUUAUGGGGUUUCUGUUAUUGAAGGUUUUGAUGACUCCAAACACAAGAAGGAAAAGAAAAUUAUAGUUGAUGCAGGUGAGUUCUGUUGUGAUAUUUUCAAGAAAGUGGUGGAAGAAGGGGAAGAUGUUGGCUGGAAUGAAACCAGACAGCACAUCUUAUUCCCAGCAGAUCCAUUUCAGAUGAGAGCGACCAUAACAUUUUAUUGCUCAGAAAGCAAAGAUCCAAAAUAUGUAGAUGAUAUUGGAGUUCAGAAAGUUGCGUCAUUUGAUGUCAGAAUGCAUGCUUCUUCAGGAGGAAUGAAUCGUAAAGUGAAACUGGAAAUCAAGUUUGGCUUCACAGAGAUAACAGCCACAGGCACUGACUUGGUGUCUGGGUUGAAACAGUCAGUCACCAUAGACUUCAUGAGCAAAGCACAAAGAUCUGUUAAAACCAUCCAGAAUACAGUGGUAGAAGAAAUGAAGGACAGCAGUGAGUAA
Pelmatolapia mariae (spotted tilapia) is the source of this 1767-nucleotide messenger RNA. RefSeq names its product heat shock 70 kDa protein 12A-like. Gene Ontology annotation, molecular function: ATP binding; ATP-dependent protein folding chaperone. The record is from RefSeq and is a predicted model, not a curated record. The coding region runs from base 1 to 1767 and encodes 588 amino acids. The transcript is spliced from 4 exons. NCBI's taxonomy places the organism in Eukaryota, Metazoa, Chordata, Actinopteri, Cichliformes, Cichlidae.